GUCCAGCCGCCAGACCCCUGAUCGGGAGAGACUGAGAGGGCUGGCCACCAUGCAUAGCUCCUGCAGCCUCUGGGCAACAGCCCUGUCCCCACUGCUGCUGCUGCUGACUGCUGCUGGCCCCACCUCAGCCCUCACAGAGGAUGAGAAGGAAACCAUGGUGGAGCUUCACAACUUCUACCGUGCCCAGGUGUCCCCCCCAGCCUCAGACAUGCUGCAGAUGAGGUGGGACGACCACCUAGCCGCCUUCGCCAAGGCCUAUGCGCAGAAAUGCGUGUGGGGACACAACAAGGAGCGCGGGCGGCGCGGGGAGAACUUGUUCGCCAUCACCGAUGAGGGCAUGGACGUGCCGCUGGCCGUGGGGAACUGGUUUGAGGAGCGCGAACACUACAAUCUCAGCACCGCCACCUGCGAUCCGGGCCAGAUGUGCGGCCACUACACUCAGGUAGUCUGGAGCAAGACGGAGAGGAUUGGCUGUGGUUCCCACUUCUGUGAGUCGCUCCACGGAGUGGAGGAAGCCAACAUCCAUUUGCUGGUGUGCAACUAUGAGCCCCCGGGGAACGUGAAGGGGCGCAAGCCCUACCAGGAAGGGACUCCUUGCUCCCAGUGCCCCGUUGGCUACAACUGCAAGAACUCUCUCUGUGAGCCCACAAGAAACCCGAAAGAGGAGCAGGAUUCUCCUCCACGGGUGACUGAGGUCCCUUCCAUCACCCGGGCAACUGAAGCCCCAAGCUCCAGGGAAACCGGUACUCCGUCCCUAGCAACCUCUGAGACUCUACGUUUCUCCUCGGUAACAAAGGUCUCCGACUCCCUGGCAACCGAGUCCUCACCUGCCGCAGAAACAAAAGCCCCAUCUUCCUUAGCAACGGAAGGCCCUUCCUCCAUGGCAACAGAGGCUCAAUCUUUCCCGACCGAGGUCCCCUACGUUUCCACUACGCACACCCAGCCCUCAAGGGAUGAGGGGCCAGUUAAUUUCCUCACAUCAGCGCAUAUCCCUGUCCCCAAAUCUACGGACAAAGAAGGCAGCAAGUCGAGCGCAACCUCCGUGAGCCCAGAGAAAUCUCUGUACCCUAAGAUGUCCCUGACACAGACAGGAGAGUCCCUACCCCUGGCCCAGGAGGAGGCUGAGGCAGAUGCUGAGUUGCCUGAAGCAGAGGCAGAGGCAGAGUUGCCUGAGGCAGAGGCUGAAUUGCCAGAGGCAGAGGCUGAAUUGCCUGAGGCAGAGGUCCAGUUGCCUGAGGCAGAGGUCCAGUUGCCUGAAGCAGAGGCUGAAUUGCCUGAAGCAGAGUCCCGGUUGCCUGAAGUAGAGGCCCGGUUUCCUGGGGCAGAGGGCGAACUGCCUGAGGCAGAGGCCGAGCUGCCUGUUUCCAGUGAGGUGGUGGUCCCAGUUCUUCCAGCCCAGGAGCAUGGUGGGCCGCAGGCCUCACUGGACCACUCGGGCCCCCCUGCCUCCACCUCCCUGCCCAACUUCCCCAGUGUCUCUGCCGAGGCUAAUGCCACAGGUGGGCGCACCUUGGCCCUGCAGUCACUCUUGACAGAUGCCGGCUUGGAUUUGGAGAAUUCUGGUCACGUUCAGGGCCCUUUCCUGGGACUGCUGCUGCCUCCUUUGCUGUUGAGUGGAAUAUUCUGAAGGGGACACUCAGGCAAGGCCUGGGAGAAGAGGUAGCCGCCUGACUGCUGUGUCCUCCAUCCUGUCCCCAGCCCUCAAACAAGGCCCUCUGGAAAGGAAAAGCUGUGGGGUCCAGCUCACCAGAAAUUGUACACCAAGACCCUUCCUGCCCCUUACAGCAGAGCUCCACAGAGGACAUGAUUCGGAGGAUACCUGCCUGACCCACAGGGUGAAAGAGGGGUGCUCUGCUCCCAAUCUCUGAGUGUCCAUGUGGCUGGGACAGCAGACCAUGAGGGGCAGGUGAAGAACAAGCCCCACCCAAGUGGGGUUCUGUGGGUGGGAAGACAGGGAGCCAGGGAACCCAGGUGGCCUUGACUCCUGAAUAAAGCAUGUCUG
This is a messenger RNA of Microtus ochrogaster (prairie vole), 2002 nucleotides long. RefSeq names its product peptidase inhibitor 16 (gene Pi16). The record is from RefSeq and is a predicted model, not a curated record. Gene Ontology annotation, cellular component: extracellular region. NCBI's taxonomy places the organism in Eukaryota, Metazoa, Chordata, Mammalia, Rodentia, Cricetidae.